AUGGCUUCUCUCACUCUGUAUCUGCUGCAGGUGCUGCUGCUGCUCGUGGUUUCUGCUGCCGCCUGGAACCUGGACUCAAGCUACUUAAGCUUCUAUGGUGGAUCAAUGAGCUUCACGCCUAAAGGACAGAAUUCAGAUGGGACGUAUAAGCUGGAACUCCGCAACAAACAGUCAACAUACAUGUGUAACCCCUUAUACUCUGACUACUUCUGUGGUAUUGGUGGCUGUGGAUCUAUCACCAAUAGCAGUGUCCAACAUAACAAUAUGAGUUCCCAUGGUAUUAACUGGUGCACAGCCGACAUAAAGAAAGAACUAAAACUCCACAGCAACACCCCCUUCGAGAUCAGAUUCCCAGGUCGGGUCAUUCCUUCACUUGGUCUGGGCCACUGGGCGACGGACACGAUGAACACAUGGAAAAUGAUGGGCCAUGUGGAUCUGGGAUCCCGGUCUGAUACGGGAGAAUCAAACAGAAUGCCUGUCACUACCAUGCUGCCUCUUCUCAGAGUAUCCAAGAGCUGCCCACGAUCCUUCAAAAUCCCAACGUUUGACCAUGAUGGUGACAACGUCAGAUGCAGGGUACCAACAAUGUCAAAUGGAUAUGAGUGUGGGAUAUGUCGCCUGCCUCAAGGUUUCUCUUUCGAUAUGAAUUCCUGCACCCUGCAGUAUACAUACAGUUCUCAAACUGGAAACCAACCCAUUGAGCUUGUAGUGGAGGACUUUCCCAACAGCCCCAUUCAGCUGCACUACUCUGAUGGAACCUACACAGAUAAGCUCCCCUUUACAAUGAGGAGGGAUAAACGCCAGCACUAUGACUACUACUACGGAACAACAACAACAACAACAACAACAACAACACUGCACCAACAACACUUGCACCAACAACAACAGCUGCACCAACAACAGCUGCUCCAACAACAACAACAACUGCUCCAACAACACUUGCACCAACAACAGUUACUUCAACAACAACAACUGCUCCAACAACAACAGCUGCACCAACAACAGCUGCUCCAUUGCACCAACAACAACAACAGCUGCACCAACAACAGCUGCACCAACAACAACAGCUGCACCAACAACAGUUACUUCAACAACAACUGCUCCAACAACAACAACAGUUGCACCAACAACAAUACUUGCAACAACAGCUGCACCAACAACAGCUGCACCAACAACAGCUGCACCAACAACACUUGCACGAACAACAACAGCUGCACCAACAACAACAGCUGCUCCAAUAACAACAGUUGCUCCAACAACACUUGCAACAACAACAACAGCUGCACCAACAACAACAGCUGCACCAACAACAGCUGCACCAACAACAGCUGCUCCAACAACACUUGCAUCAACAACUACAGCUGCACCAACAACAACAGCUGCACCAACAACAACAGUUUCACCAACAACAACAGCUGCACCAACAACAACACUUGCACCAACAACAAACAACAACAGCUGCACCAACAACAACAGCUGCACCAACAACAACAGCUGCACCAACAACAGCUGCACCAACAACAGUUGCAACAACAACAGCUGCAACAACAACAACAGUUGCACCAACAACAACAGUUGCACCAACAACAACAGUUGCACCAACAACAGUUGCAACAACAACAGCUGCAACAACAACAACAAACAGCUGCACCAACAACAGUUGCACCAACAACAACAGCUGCUCCAACAACAGUUGCACCAACAACAACAGCUGCAACAACAACAACAGCUGCACCAACAACAACAGCUGAUCCUUACAGAAGGACAAUUGCUGCUUUGAGCAAGCUUUCUCUGCUGUUUAGUGUUCAAGUGGACUCAUACUCUCCCCCUUCAUGCCUUGAUGGUGAUUACUUUCCCAUUUUCUUGGCGCCAACUCCGAGCAAUGGGGUGGAUCUUCCUGCGUUUGUUAACCAAACCCUCAACAUCAAAGUCAAAUCCAGAGCCCAAUAUUCCACGAUUCAUAACUUGAUUGUUACUGGACCAAUGGGCAUUUCAAAAGAGAAUAUCUCCGCAGAAGAAUAUAUCAUAAAAUGGACACCAACUGAAAAUGAACUGAACGGCCAUUUUCCUAUUUGCUUUGUUUCUGAAGCAAUUGACGAAUGGGGCCGAGUCUUUCAAUCCGAGCUACGCUGUGUCAUUGUAGAUGUCGGACACUAUGAGACCAAAGUGACAUGCAGUGAAACAACAAUGACGGUGGAAGUGGAGAAGUCCUACCUUAUCAGACACCAUGAGGACAACUUGCAUCUGAAAGCCUUGGGCGAUUCUUCCUGCGACCUGGCAACGCGCUCCAACGCGACCCACCUGGUGGCGGUCAUGUCGCUAAAUGCAUGUGGAACCUUUGUAGAGGAGAAAGACGACAACAUCAUCUUCAAGAACGAGAUCACAUCUGCUAACCCGCUAGAUAUAAUUACCAGGCAGCACGACGUUGAGAUCGUCUUCUUCUGCUGCUAUCCAAUGCAAACCAACUUGACCCUGGGAUUCACGCACAAAAACCCGUACGCCUUCCAAGAUAAGGGAUUCGGUGCAUUCACAUUCCAGUUUGAAUUUUUUGAAACCCAGCGUUUCCAAAAACAAGUUGACUCCAACGUUUACCCAGUGGAGGUGUACCUCAAACAGAGGAUGUUCAUGCAGAUCGAAGCGACCACCUCCAUCCCCAACACUGAGCUGUUUGUGGAGACCUGCAAGGCGUCUCCAUAUGACAACACCAACUCUCAAAUCAGCUACACCAUCAUCGAAAACGGGUGCAUGAGGGACGACACGGUUACAAUCUACCCUAGCCCCAAGACUCACUUCAGAUUUGGAAUGGAGGCUUUUGAGUUCAUCGGUGCUCAUGAAUCGGUGUACAUCACUUGCACCGUCAUCCUGUGUCAGACUGGCGUUCCAGGGACCAGGUGCUCUCAGGGAUGUAUCCAAUCCAACUCAGGCAGAAGCAGAAGGGAAGCUGGGGCCGAGUCCUCCAGCCACUCCAUUUCCCAGGGACCUUUGCGCCUGGCUAACAUUUCAGACAGCAAAUUAUCUGGUCCGAGCAUGAGUCUUGGCAUGAACAUCCUCCUUGUUGCCGGCUGCUUCCUGGUAUGCGGAGCAGUAAUCUAUCGUUCAAGGAGGUCCAGAGCUAAAUACAUGCCCCUGCCAUCCUUUGAGUCAGACUAAACACAGAAAUGCCCUUUUGAACUUCUCUGAUUAUAAGAAAGAUGAUCAGAUACUGUGUAAUGUUUACUAUAGUCCAUGUGUUUAGGGUAUUGGUGGUUUGAAUCAUUGUCUCACUGUCUAACAGUGUGUCUUUGCUUUUACAUGGGUGAAAGACUCAUUCAUUAUUGAGGUUUGAUACAAUCAAUGUGGAAUAUAGUUUUUCGUGGGCAGUUUUUCACACCCCAGCGGACAGUCAGAACAUCUGUGAAAGAAAGGAGGCAUAGUUUUUUUUAUGAAGGAGUCCACAAAUGAAUCUCUGUGGACAUGAAGUAUCUGCAGUUCAAUCAAAGUUAUACACUUUUCUUCAAUUACUUUAAAUCCAGGACAUGGGACACCGAUGUGACAUAUUAUCAAGGUUAAUAGGGGGACAAAGUAAAGCAACAAGAAGGUAACAAUGAUUAAAAAGCACACCUUUAUAUACCUUCCAAGUGCAUGAUAAUAAUGGUUAUAAGAAAAACAAAAUAAAAAUACUUUGAAAAACAAA
Messenger RNA from Gymnodraco acuticeps, 3673 nucleotides. RefSeq lists its product as uncharacterized. NCBI's taxonomy places the organism in Eukaryota, Metazoa, Chordata, Actinopteri, Perciformes, Bathydraconidae. The transcript is spliced from 17 exons. The record is from RefSeq and is a predicted model, not a curated record. Bases 1 to 3150 code for a protein of 1049 amino acids.